Saccharomyces mikatae IFO 1815 is the source of this 951-nucleotide messenger RNA. RefSeq names its product bifunctional protein farnesyltransferase/protein geranylgeranyltransferase (gene RAM2). Lineage: Eukaryota; Fungi; Ascomycota; Saccharomycetes; Saccharomycetales; Saccharomycetaceae. The transcript has a single exon. Gene Ontology annotation, cellular component: cytoplasm; CAAX-protein geranylgeranyltransferase complex; protein farnesyltransferase complex. Gene Ontology annotation, molecular function: protein farnesyltransferase activity; CAAX-protein geranylgeranyltransferase activity. The record is from RefSeq and is a predicted model, not a curated record. Gene Ontology annotation, biological process: protein farnesylation; protein geranylgeranylation. Bases 1 to 951 code for a protein of 316 amino acids.
AUGGAACAGUACGACUAUUCAGAUAUUAAACCAUUACCCAUUCUGACAGACCAGCAGGAUGAACUGUGCCGGAUCAUGUAUACGGAGGACUAUAAGCAGUUGAUGGGACUUGCAAGAGCUUUGAUCAGCGUCAACGAACUGUCAGCCAGGGCGUUACAGCUCACAGCCCAGGUGAUCGAUGUGGCGCCGGCGUUUUAUACCAUAUGGAACUAUAGAUUCAAUAUCACCAGACACAUGAUGACAGAAUCCGACGAUACCGUCUCGUACUUGAACAAAGAACUAGACUGGCUGGAUGAGGUCACGCUGAACAAUCCUAAGAACUACCAGAUCUGGUCGUAUAGACAAUCUCUUUUGAAGUUGCAUCCCUCUCCCUCUUUUAAAAGAGAACUGCCCAUCCUGAAACUCAUGAUUGAUGACGACUCUAAGAAUUAUCACGUUUGGUCGUAUAGGAAGUGGUGUUGUUUGUUCUUCAACAAUUUUCAGCAUGAACUUGCUUAUACCAGUAAGCUCAUUGAGUUGGACAUCUAUAACAACAGCGCAUGGACUCAUAGGAUGUUUUACUGGGUGAACUUCAAGGAUGUGGCUUCAGAAGUGGAAUUGGCGGAUGAGCUCCAGUACACUAUGGACAAGAUCCAAUUGGUCCCGCAAAAUAUAAGUUCGUGGACCUAUUUCCGUGGGUUCCAAGAGCUCUUUCAUAAUAAGAUUCAACGGGAAAGUGAAGUGGUCCAGUUUGCCACUUCCUUCAUUGCGAGCGUAUUGUCAUUACCAAUUGACUUACCACAGGAUCUGCCUGAGAUCGAGUCCUCAUAUGCGCUAGAAUUUCUGGCAAAUCACUGGAGUGCAGACCCACGUACCCAAGACAGCGCUGUCAAAGCCUAUAGCUUGCUAGCAAUCAAGUAUGAUCCCAUUAGAAAAAACUUGUGGCAUCAUAAGAUAAAUAAACUGAACUGA